GACCCUCGGUGCUUACCGUCGUUUCUGACAACAUAACGAUGGCCGCUUCAACCAGCAGUAAAGGACCAGAACUAUCUAAAGCUGAGUACCUAAAACGUUAUUUAUCCGCUGACGGAGAUGGCAAAAAGUCAAAGGCGAAACUUAAAAAGAAACGGCGUAAAAUGCCCGAGAAAGGACUUAUAAUAGUAGACGAUGACAUAGACUGGAGACAGAUGGCCAUAGAGGAAAAUGAGAAUGAAGAGGACGAAGAGGAAGCUCCAGUGAUUGCUGAGGUGAUUGACGAUCGACCAGACGAAGUGAAGCAACUGGAAGCCUUCAGAACUAGCGAUAGAUGGAAAGUAAUCGGAGCUGACGAAAUUGAAGAUCAAGAAGAUGUGGAAGGCAGCGACCUUCAAAAUCCAGAGCCUGUGGAAUCGAGCAGGAGUCGCCAUGACUCUCCAGACACAUCCCCACCUCGAAGAGGUCGCCAUGACUCUCCAGAUGCAUCCCCCUCUGGGAGAGAUCAUCAUGACUCUCCAGACAUGUCGCCUCAUAGGCAACGGAAAAGUAAAGAGGAGAACGAUUCAUCCCCUGCCAGAAGAAAGCCCAUUAAAAAUCGUUCACCUAAUUCUCAACGGUCACCACUGGCAAAGAGGGCUCAGAACAGGCAUGAUUCAGACCUUGACCAGUCUCCUCCACGGAAAAAGACCCAAAAGGGAGAAGCUUCAGACUCCGACCAAUCUCCUCCAAGGAGGCAAUCCAAAACAAAACAAGGCUCUGAUUCCGACCAGUCGCCACCCAGGAGGCGGCCACGAAAUGGAAAGAACUUGGAUGAAGAUCUGUCACCACCUCGUAGACCUGGCCAGUCACAGGGUCCGAGGAUGCUUUCUGGUGGGAAGGCAGGUCUGGUUUCUGCAGAUGUUUUAAGGAAGGAACAGGAGGAGAACCGUCGCAGAGAGAAAAAAAACAAGCCAUUAGAAGAUGAAUCCCGCAAUGCCCAGACGGUGUUCCGAGACAAAACUGGUAAAAAGAGAGAUUUGGAAACUGAGCGAGAAGAAAAGAAGAGAAAAGAUGGUGAAAAAGCAGCAAAGGAUGAGAAAUAUGCCCAGUGGGGUAAAGGAAUGGCACAGGGCCAGAUGCAUCAGCAGAAACUUGAGGAUGCAGUUCAUGAAGCCCAGAAGCCUCUGGCACGUCACUGCAAUGAUGAGGAUCUUGACCGCAUGUUGAGAGAGCAACAAAGGGAGGGCGAUCCAAUGGCUGCGAUGCUCAGACGGAAAAAGGAACGCAAUACGACACAAGACAAACCUCGAUAUAAAGGCCCUCCACCCCCUCCAAACCGCUUCAAUAUUCUACCAGGCUAUCGCUGGGAUGGAGUUGACAGGUCAACUGGUUUUGAAAAGAAACGCUACUCUCGAAUGGCAGAUAAAAAGGCCGUCCAGGAGGAAGCCUAUAAAUGGAGCGUGGAGGACAUGUAAUGGCAAUAGGAAUGGCUCAUCCAUAGAAUUAGAAUAUCUAAUCAAUGCUGGGAAAGCAACUGCAGAUUAGACACAUCUACUCAACAAAACUGAUAUUUUGAAAUAGACAGAACAAUUCUGUUUGAUACCGUACAGUGGACUUCAGACUACAACAAAGUGAUUAACUAUAAUUGUACAUAGCAGCGAAGUAACAUCAUCUUGAUUAUUUUGUAAUAACUGAGUCAAUGUGUUUCACUGUUUUAUUAAAUAAUGUUUUUGUAAAGAACA
Molecule: messenger RNA, 1721 nt
Organism: Cyclopterus lumpus (lumpfish)
Lineage: Eukaryota; Metazoa; Chordata; Actinopteri; Perciformes; Cyclopteridae
Gene: bud13
Product: BUD13 homolog
Biological process (GO): mRNA splicing, via spliceosome
Cellular component (GO): U2-type spliceosomal complex; RES complex
Molecular function (GO): RNA binding
Source: RefSeq, a predicted model, not a curated record